This is a messenger RNA of Panicum virgatum (switchgrass), 3238 nucleotides long. Its product is annotated as pyrophosphate-energized membrane proton pump 3-like. Lineage: Eukaryota; Viridiplantae; Streptophyta; Magnoliopsida; Poales; Poaceae. Gene Ontology annotation, biological process: proton transmembrane transport. The record is from RefSeq and is a predicted model, not a curated record. Gene Ontology annotation, cellular component: membrane. Gene Ontology annotation, molecular function: diphosphate hydrolysis-driven proton transmembrane transporter activity; inorganic diphosphate phosphatase activity.
AACUUACAGAGGGCCGCCGCGCAGUCCGUCCCGGUACCGCGCCCCACUCGCCGCAGCCGCGCCGCCCCCUCUCUUCUCCUCACCACGACCGCGGCUUCUUCGCGUCUCCUGCAGCCGCGCCGAGGCGACACCUCCUGGUUCGCGUCGGCCGACUGGAAGCUACCGCCCCCGAGGCCGAGCACGCCGGACCGCGGGACUGCUGCGGGGCGCCGCCGACCGCGCGCGGCUCUCCUCCCGCCUCGGGCGACGGCCCUCCGCCAGGGUAGGCUGACGCCCCUCCGCCAGGCUCGCCCGACCGCAGCAAGCCGCCGCCGCAUCAGUACUCCUCCAGGCCGUGAAAGUCGAAGACAAAUUUGUGGCUGAGGCUGAAGAAAAUCUGGAUGUGCUUGACUUGCAAGACUCGCUGUUUUUGAGAGGUGUCUGACAUAGACUAUCCAAAAUUCAGCGCCAGGGAUCAGGGAGUGACCUACCCCGGGGUGGGGAGUUCAUUCCUUUUCCAGUUACAAGGAGGGCAAACUCGUAUUCCAUCAUGAUGGAAGAGGACAUGGAAAAUGGAAGGUCGUAUCAGGAAAGACCAAGAACCUUUUCUACAGUACGAAGUAAAUCAUCUAUACCACUGGUCUUCCGCUUGUUGAUGAGGAUAAAUCCCCGUGCCUUGAUUAUUCUCUCUCUUUUGGUCUUCAGUGGUGUUCUAUAUGUGGGAGCCAGUACAUCGCCAAUUGUGGUCUUUGUAUUCUGCAUAUGUACUCUCAGUUUAUUCUUCUCUCUUUACCUCACAAAGUGGGUUCUUGCCAAGGACGAAGGACCUCCAGAAAUGUCUGAGAUAUCUGAUGCCAUAAGAGAUGGUGCUGAAGGAUUUUUUAGGACACAAUAUGGAACUAUUUCUAAAAUGGCAUGUAUUCUGGCCUUUGUCAUUCUUGGCAUUUAUCUCUUCCGCACUACCACCCCACAGCAGGAGGCAUCUGGAUUAGGAAGGGCAACAUCUGCAUAUAUUACAGUUGCUUCAUUUCUCCUUGGAGCUUUGUGUUCUGGAAUAGCUGGCUUUGUUGGGAUGUGGGUCUCUGUACGUGCAAAUGUUCGAGUUUCAAGUGCUGCUCGGCGCUCUGCGAGGGAAGCAUUGCAGAUUGCUGUCCGUGCUGGUGGUUUCUCAGCCAUUGUGGUUGUUUGCAUGGCUGUAUUUGGUGUGGCAAUACUGUACUCAACAUUUUAUGUUUGGCUUGGAGUAGAUUCACCAGGUUCCAUGAAGGUUACCGACUUGCCUCUUCUCCUUGUGGGAUAUGGAUUUGGUGCCUCCUUUGUUGCCCUGUUUGCUCAGUUGGGUGGUGGAAUAUACACCAAAGCUGCUGAUGUUGGAGCUGAUCUGGUUGGAAAAGUUGAGCAGGGAAUACCAGAAGAUGAUCCUCGCAAUCCUGCUGUCAUUGCUGACUUGGUUGGUGACAAUGUUGGAGACUGUGCGCGAGGUGCUGAUCUUUUUGAGAGCAUAGCAGCAGAAAUUAUAAGUGCAAUGAUACUUGGGGGAACAAUGGCACAGCGCUGCAAGAUUGAGGAUCCCUCUGGCUUUAUUCUGUUUCCUCUUGUUGUCCAUUCAUUCGAUUUGGUGGUGUCAUCAGUUGGAAUUCUCUCAAUCAGAGGGACACGCGACCCUGGUCUUAUCUCCCCUAUCGAAGAUCCCAUGUCAAUUAUGCAAAAAGGCUAUUCUGUUACUAUUAUGCUUGCUGUUCUUACAUUUGGAGUGUCUACUCGUUGGCUCCUGUAUACGGAACAAGCACCUUCAGCAUGGCUAAACUUUGCGCUGUGUGGCUUGGUGGGGAUCAUAACGGCAUAUGCUUUUGUUUGGAUAUCGAAGUAUUACACAGAUUAUAAAUAUGAGCCAGUCCGCCUUUUAGCUCUUUCAAGUUCUACCGGACAUGGAACUAAUAUUAUUGCUGGAGUAAGUUUGGGAAUGGAAUCAACAGCCCUUCCAGUUCUAGUGAUAAGUGUAGCCAUUAUAUCAGCAUAUUGGCUGGGGCAGACCUCUGGCUUGGUGGACGAGUCUGGUAACCCAACUGGUGGUCUUUUUGGGACAGCCGUAGCAACAAUGGGGAUGCUUAGCACAGCAGGGUAUGUUCUCACUAUGGACAUGUUUGGUCCUAUAGCUGACAACGCUGGUGGUAUUGUUGAGAUGAGCCAGCAGCCUGAAAGCGUGAGGGAAAUCACAGAUGUUCUUGAUGCUGUGGGCAACACAACGAAAGCUACUACAAAGGGAUUUGCCAUUGGGUCAGCGGCACUGGCUUCCUUCCUCCUUUUCAGUGCGUAUAUGGAUGAAGUAGCUUCUUUUGCUCAAUUGCCAUUCAAAGAGGUUGACAUAGCAGUCCCAGAGAUUUUUGUUGGUGGUUUAUUAGGCUCGAUGCUUAUAUUCCUGUUCAGUGGAUGGGCUUGUUCAGCAGUUGGCAGAACUGCACAGGAAGUUGUUAAUGAGGUCAGGAGACAAUUUAUUGAGAGGCCUGGUAUUAUGGACUACAAAGAGAAGCCUGAUUAUGGACGUUGUGUUGCAAUUGUUGCAUCUGCAUCCUUGAGAGAAAUGAUAAAACCUGGGGCUUUAGCAAUUAUAUCACCCAUGGCAGUUGGCAUUAUCUUCCGGAUUUUGGGCCACUCCACUGGCCAACCUCUUCUCGGAGCUAAAGUUGUGGCCUCAAUGCUUAUGUUCGCUACCGUUGCUGGUAUUCUCAUGGCACUCUUCCUGAACACUGCUGGGGGUGCUUGGGAUAACGCGAAGAAGUACAUCGAGACUGGUGUUCUUGGUGGCAAAGGCAGUGAGUCUCACAAGGCUGCGGUUACUGGUGACACGGUUGGUGACCCAUUUAAAGACACAGCGGGGCCUUCGCUUCAUGUUCUUAUCAAGAUGCUUGCCACCAUCACAUUGGUCAUGGCGCCGAUAUUUUUGUGAUUAACCAACCAACCACUCAUCAAGCUUACCCCCAGAGAUGUAUUUACCGGACUCAUUUAGCAUCACUAAGAGAAUCAGUGCCGCCCUCCUGAUAUUUCACGGUAAUAUUGUACUGGAUGGUGCAAACGUCGGAGAAUGCAUAUACUUGUGACGGAGAUAACAGAGUUAAUCGCCUAGUGUCUUGUGUUUGACGUUGGAGAAUACUUAUAUUUGUGACGGAGAUUACGGAACUAGUCGCCCGAAUGCCUUGUGUUUGUUUACUGGAACAUUUUGGUAGCGUUCAUUAUGCCAAAUGCAACAUCCGUUGCGCUA